Zingiber officinale is the source of this 378-nucleotide messenger RNA. RefSeq names its product ice-structuring protein 4-like. NCBI's taxonomy places the organism in Eukaryota, Viridiplantae, Streptophyta, Magnoliopsida, Zingiberales, Zingiberaceae. Bases 1 to 378 code for a protein of 125 amino acids. The transcript has a single exon. The record is from RefSeq and is a predicted model, not a curated record.
AUGCCAGUGCUCAUCUGGGACUUGUGCCUCGACGUUGUGCUCCAUGCGUGCUUCCGCCGCAGCCACGCUGCAGUAGCCGUUGCAGCCGCCGCAUUCGCCGUCUCCGCCGCUGCAGUCGCCGCAUUCGCCGCAGUCGCCGCCUCAGUCGCCGCAGUCGACGCCUCACCCGCUGCAGUUGCCGCCGCAGUCGACUUCUCUGUCGCCGUCGCCGCCCCUGCGGCAAUCGCCGCCGCAGUCACCUUUUCUGUUGCCGUCACCGCCCCUGCGGCAAUCGCCGCCGCAGCCUCCGCCGCCGCAGUCGCCUUUUCUGUCGCCGUCGCCGCCCCAGCGCAGCCUCCGCCGCCGCUGUUGCUUCUCUCACCGCUCCUGCGACCAUAG